Zychaea mexicana is the source of this 1341-nucleotide messenger RNA. RefSeq names its product voltage-dependent potassium channel, beta subunit. The transcript has 9 exons. The record is from RefSeq and is a predicted model, not a curated record. The coding region runs from base 158 to 1180 and encodes 340 amino acids. NCBI's taxonomy places the organism in Eukaryota, Fungi, Mucoromycota, Mucoromycetes, Mucorales, Lichtheimiaceae.
GGGAUUAGGUGGGUACAUGACAAGCUCUUCUUAAACUUUGACCCGAAGACACCUAUACUCUUUUUUUUUUUUCCCUAAAGGAACAUUUAGAAUCCACUUUGUCCUUUAUUUUUUUUUUGUUUUCUUUAUCUUUAUCAUCAUAAUCACAACAACUUCCAUGCAGUCGAUGGAGUACCGUUACCUAGGCAACUCUGGCCUCAAAGUCAGUGUCUUGUCUCUUGGAUCGUGGAUUACGUUUGGUGGUCAAAUCACGCUUGAACAAACGACGGAAAUUGUAAAAACCGCUUUGGAACUAGGGAUCAACCAUUUUGAUGUAGCUGAAUCGCAUGCAGGCGGGCAAGGAGAAAUUGAUCUGGGGUUGGCAUUACGAAACCAAAAAGGACUGAAACGGUCAGAUUUCGUAUUGUCAACCAAGGUCUUUUGGGGCGGGAAAGGACCCAAUGAUCGAGGAUUAUCGCGAAAGCAUGUAUUUGAAGGCACUGUCGCGUCGUUGCAACGGUUGCAAUUAGACUAUGUUGAUAUCAUAUAUGCGCAAAGACCAGAUCCAGAUACCCCUAUGGACGAAAUUGUAAGGGCAUUCAAUUGGUGUAUUGAUAAGGGGAUGGCAUUGUAUUGGGCUACCAGUGAAUGGCCACCAUACCUUAUUAUGGAGGCACAUGCAGUUGCGUCCAAAUUGCAGUUAAUUGCUCCCAUUACCGAGUCACCGCAAUAUAACAUGCUUAAUCGAGAACGAGCCGAAAAAGAAUAUUUGCCACUGUAUCAAAAGUUUCGAAUGGGUACCUGUAUCUGGUCCCCUUUAGCUUCUGGUCUUUUGACUGGAAAGUAUAAUGACGGCGUCAUCCCGCCAUAUUCCCGCCUUGCUAUACAAGAUCAUCCGGUCAUCAACAGGUUACGGGCCGGGUUCUUCAGCGAGGAGGGCCGACGAAAGAUUGAAAAGGUCAAACUGAUAUGUCAAAUUGCUCAGCGACUGGGCUGCACACCUGCACAGUUAUCGAUUGCAUGGUGUUUACGGUGCCCACACGUUUCCUCUGUCAUUAUUGGCGCAUCUACGCCGGAACAAGCCAAAGAAAACAUCCAGGCAUUGAAGAUACGACACUUAUUGACCGACGAGGUCAUGCAUGACAUCGAUCGGGUGCUGGGUAACAAACCUGAGCCGAUCUUUGAUUUCCGGCAGUCGUAAACUAACAAAACAAAAAGCAACAAAUAACCUGAUCCUCCAUUUCAUUCCAUCCGCACACACAUUCACGUUAUCCACAUUCAGACACACACACACACACACGCAUGCCCUUUUCUCUACAUAGUCGUCUCUCUCUCUCUCUCUCUCUCUCUCUCUCUCUCUCU